Molecule: messenger RNA, 2188 nt
Organism: Cephus cinctus (wheat stem sawfly)
Lineage: Eukaryota; Metazoa; Arthropoda; Insecta; Hymenoptera; Cephidae
Gene: Eaf
Product: ell-associated factor Eaf
Exons: 5
Coding region: 370-1380 (336 amino acids)
Biological process (GO): positive regulation of DNA-templated transcription; regulation of transcription elongation by RNA polymerase II
Cellular component (GO): super elongation complex
Molecular function (GO): transcription elongation factor activity
Source: RefSeq, a predicted model, not a curated record
AUUUAGUAUCGCAGACUAUUUCCUGGUGCGAAGACCGGAUCGUCGAGUGGGAGUUCAGUGCAGUUCAGUGCCAAAUUGGGUCAAUGGGAUAUGUUGUGGGGUUGUCUGGAAGGUUUUCACCAGGUUCUGCCCAACGGCUUCUCAAAGAAUUAUAUACCCUUGUGCUAAGAUCUUGGUUAGACGUGGAGGAUACUGUGUCCGUAUAGCCGUCUGACAGCUGCGUCUACACGAGCAGCUGUUACCAGAAAAUGUGAGGUGUUCCUUGCCAUAUUUUGCUAUAUACUGGUAAAUUAAUCCUAUAAAGCCGUCACUACGUCCCGAGGAAAGGACUCAUCGACGGGGUCGGUCCGGCCAGGCUCAUCGGGACACAUGAGGUCCGUUACCUCUGUUUCCGAGGCCAACUUUCAGGGUAUCGGUCGCGAUAUGGCUGAAAGGCUCGGCCUCGGAACCGAGGUUCGUGAGCUAAAGUUGGGACCCACCUUCACGAACAACAAGUCUACUGCUUUCCAUACCCUGAAGUAUGACUUUAAACCAGCCAGCGUUGACGUAUCGAAAAUGGCCAGGGUGGACGUGGGUGCCAAUAACACGAUGACUGUUACAGUACCACACCUUGAUGGUGCUGGAAUUCCUCACACUGUGUUCAAAGGCUCGCAAAGACCCUAUCAUAAAGAGUGUGUUCUCAUUAUUGACAAGAUCACUGGUGAAGUUACUCUUGAGAAACUAUCAUCAAAUAUCCAAGUCAAAAAGACCAGAACGGAGCCAAAGUCCCAACCGUUUCUGGUAGUCCCAGGAUCUAAUAGUAAUAACAGGCCCAUCACUCCAGUAGAGAACAAAAAAAGUCCCACUCAUGGCAGGGCCACCAGUAGGACUAAGGUAACCAGUGGUAAGAAAAGGGAACCUACAAGUCAGCUUCAUCCUAAGCAGCAUAGUCCUCUCAGAGUCUCUCCGUACCAUGGAAAAAGUCCACCGAAUGUUCCAAGCAAUAGUUCUCCAGUGCCACCAUCAACGGUGCAAUCGACCCUGGCGAGCCUACCGAUGAUUGGCCUUGACAAUGACGACUAUGCACCUUCCUUACCGACUCCACUAGCUUCUAAUUCUUCCGCACCACUCAGAACAGCUUCUCCACAUUCGGACUAUCAACACCACCCCACGAAACCCGUGGCUACCAUGGAGAGUGACGAGGGUGCGUUGAGUGACUCCAGUUCAAGUAGUUCUAGUUCAGACAGUUCAGACAGUGACACAGAUGCUGAGAACAUACCAGUACCCAUGGCUACAAAUGGUCAUUCAAACGGCAUAGCCUCCUCCCCGUCCCUUCCGAUGCCGGACAAUUUGUUGAAUGACGAUCUCCAGCUCUCCGAGUCCGAAUCGGACAGCGAUUAGCGAGAGAUCAAGGCCAACCUCUGGAAUAUGAAUCACUGACAAGAGAUAAAUCUUUGGAAAAUCGUAAAAACAUGUUGCGUAGAAUUUAUGUACAAAAUCUUAGGCCCCGAGGAAGAGAUCCAGGAAACCAGAGUAAUUUUACUAAGAUAGUACCAGGAUAGUGACUCAUUCAGUCCAUUUAACUUAAUUAUAUAUAUAGCACGUAUAAGAGGUUCUGUGACAUCUUCCUCAAAGGUUAUGAUAUCUCCUUGUGCUCCAAGGUAGAAAAGCGUAACGAUCGUAAUUUCGACUGAACGUCGUCGUACUUCGAGCCGGUAGAUACAUAUACAAGAUCCUGCUAACGACUGAGUCGUAAGGAUGCUAUGUACCCCCACAAUUGGCACCACGAGUCCUCGAAAUUCCGAUCGUGGCCAUCUGAUAAGCAAGAGUGCAGGUGUAGUACAUACUUAUAAUAUAUAGACUGUUUCAAAGGAGACCUUACGUAUUUUAUAAGUAUAUAUCACAAAAUCUUGAUACGACAAUGGGCUAUCCUGGCACUACACUUUCAAUGUCCUUCCUGUUAGGGUCAGAUCGUCAUCCUGGCACGACUCAUAAGAUAUCAGGCAGAUCGAUACAGUCUGAUUAUAUUAUAAAUGGAAGAGUGCCAACGUGCUGGAUAUUGAUUAGCGAUUUUGCGGAUCAUGUAUAAUUAAUUGUAAGGUAUUAGGGCUUUUGUAAUAAUUAUUUUAAACUCAUAUAUAGUGUAUUACUCGUGUGAGCUCAAUCCUUCGAAUGAAUAAAAAAGAAGAAAAGGUCUUGCCAAAAAAAA